UAAGUGAGGAGAGGGGUGCGAUAAUUACACCGCACUCCAUCCAUACCGCAGCUGGCUGACAGGCACGUUGCUCGUAGUAGCAACAUGUCGGAUAUGACGGAUAAGAAGUUAUCGAAAAAAAAAAAAAAAAAAAUAUCGAAGAAGUGAAUAAAGUGUGUAAUUUCAAACAAGAUUGUCUGCGACGAACAAUCCGACAUAACCUAACCCUAACCUCUUCGAGCGAGACAUGUUUUCUCUUGUUAUUGUUGUUGCAUCAGCCGUGUCGGUUGGAUGUGCGUAGUUACGCUGUGGAUAUUUUUGGACAUUUUCGGUGUUUUACACCGUUCUCUAGGUUGUUAGAAAUAAGAGUAAAAGGAGAAGAAGUGAAUGUGCCCGCAAAAAUCGGCUAACGGUUAUGGGCACGUUAAAAUAAUGACAUAAAAAAACAAAAAAGACAUGUUUUCUCGGUUCGUCGCGUUACACUCUCUCUCUCUGCGACGUGGUUCGCAUUGGCCCGCGGUUUUUCGCAGAUAGCGAUAUCUCGUAGAGAAAUCUAGGCGUUAUGUGGGUAAAGUCUAAUUGCGAUAAUCGUGCGGCGAUCAUGCUCGGUACAUUGACCAAAGUACCACGCGGUGUCAUCCGCGCGCAACCGGUCUGGUGUGAACAACAUGUCUGGAGACACGAGACAAAGUUACGUCAGACAGACCUACGUUGGUUCUUCAUGAGUGAGGAGAAAAAAGACGCCUCAAAGCUGAGCAGAAGGCCAAAGAUAAAGCACUGAAGGAAAAGGCCAAAAAAGAGGAAGCAUCUCAGGUCGAAACAACGUUCUCGAGAAAGAACGUAGUCAAAGAUGAAGAUAUUAGAUCCAAAUGAAUAUUUUAAGAUCCGGUCUAAUUUUGUCAAUCAUCUUAGAUCUAUCGAUGUUAAUCCUUAUCCCCAUAAAUUCCGUGUAACAAUUUCUCUCCGAAACUUCAUCGACAAGUAUAUCGAUGUUGUGACUGACGGUGAAGUACUCGAAGAGGAAUGCAAUAUCGCUGGACGUGUCCAUUUUAUUCGAUCAUCUGGCACCAAAUUGAUCUCUUACGAUCUUCGUGGGGAAGGUGUUAAGAUACAAGUACUAGCCAAUGCAAAGUUUUAUCAAGACGAGAACGCAUUUGCGGAGGACACUGCAAAGAUUAAGAGGGGCGACAUUAUAGGUGUUUUAGGCCGUCCCGCAAAGAGCAAGAAGGGCGAAUUCUCAAUUAUACCAAAAAGUAUUGUCCUGCUGAGUCCAUGUUUGCACAUGUUACCUCAUCUCUCUUAUGGCUUAAAAGAAAAAGAAACAAGAUUCAGACAGCGAUAUUUGGAUCUCAUAUUGAACGACAGGGUUCGACAAAUUUUCUACUUGCGUGCGAGGAUAAUCUCUUACGUGCGAAGAUUUCUAGAUGAAAUGGGUUUUUUGGAGGUCGAAACUCCCAUGAUGAACAUUAUACCCGGAGGUGCAACCGCGAAACCUUUCAUCACGCAUCACAACGAACUCAACAUGGAUUUAUACAUGAGGAUCGCUCCGGAAUUAUAUCACAAGAUGUUGGUCGUUGGUGGGAUUGACAGAGUGUACGAAAUUGGUAGACAAUUCAGGAACGAGGGUAUCGACAUGACGCACAAUCCCGAGUUUACUACCUGUGAAUUUUAUAUGGCGUACGCGGACUAUAAUGAUUUAAUGAGCAUCACGGAAACUAUGAUGUCCGGCAUGGUAAUGUCCUUAUUCGGCACGUAUAAGAUAAAGUAUCAUCCCGACGGACCGGACGGUGAAGAGGUUGAGAUCGACUUUACUCCGCCCUUUAAGCGCAUAUCUAUGAUGAAAACUUUAGAGGAGAUUCUUAAAAUCAAGUUACCACAAGCUAACGAGCUCAACACGCCAGAGGCGAACAAAAUUCUCAGAGAUCUUUGUGCGCAACACGAAAUUGAAUGUUCUCCUCCGAAAACAUCAGCAAGGCUGUUAGACAAGCUUGUUGGAGAAUUUAUUGAGGAAAAGUGUAUUAAUCCCACUUAUAUCAUUGAUCAUCCGCAAGUAAUGUCACCAUUAGCAAAAUGGCAUCGUUCUGAAAAAGGACUUACAGAACGAUUCGAGUUAUUCGUCAUGAAAAAGGAAAUUUGUAACGCGUACACUGAAUUGAACGAUCCAGUGGUUCAGAGAGAAAGAUUCGAGCAACAGGCUAAGGAUAAAGCAGCCGGCGACGAAGAAGCCCAACAAGUCGACGAGAAUUUCUGCACCGCUUUGGAAUACGGUUUGCCGCCAACGGCUGGUUGGGGCAUGGGUAUCGAUCGAUUGACAAUGUUCCUCACUGAUACAAAUAAUAUUAAAGAAGUAUUGUUCUUCCCUUUGAUGAAGCCGGAUGAUCCAAAUAAGAACAAAGAAGAUGAUAAAACAAGCGAAAAUGGAGAAAAAUAGAACAGACAAUAAUU
Messenger RNA from Pseudomyrmex gracilis, 2424 nucleotides. It is a transcript of the gene LysRS, whose product is annotated as lysine--tRNA ligase-like. Gene Ontology annotation, molecular function: lysine-tRNA ligase activity; ATP binding; tRNA binding. The record is from RefSeq and is a predicted model, not a curated record. Bases 830 to 2410 code for a protein of 526 amino acids. Lineage: Eukaryota; Metazoa; Arthropoda; Insecta; Hymenoptera; Formicidae. The transcript has 8 exons. Gene Ontology annotation, cellular component: cytosol; cytoplasm; aminoacyl-tRNA synthetase multienzyme complex. Gene Ontology annotation, biological process: lysyl-tRNA aminoacylation.